This is a messenger RNA of Syngnathoides biaculeatus (alligator pipefish), 3136 nucleotides long. RefSeq names its product selenoprotein P (gene selenop). Gene Ontology annotation, molecular function: selenium binding. Lineage: Eukaryota; Metazoa; Chordata; Actinopteri; Syngnathiformes; Syngnathidae. The record is from RefSeq and is a predicted model, not a curated record. Gene Ontology annotation, cellular component: extracellular region. Gene Ontology annotation, biological process: selenium compound metabolic process. The transcript has 5 exons.
GAAGAAGAAGAAGGUCAGAUUAACCUUUGUCCUGCUUUGGGCAAACAAAAACAGGCAGAGUAUAAAAGGAGGGGGGGAGAGGCUAACGUGACACUCUUGUUUUUGUACAACGGGCUGCUACAACUCAACGCUGCGCAGAGGCAAUCUUUCCACAAACAGAUCGGAGGUGCAAGGAGGCAUGCGGGCGAGCCUCAGCCUGCUCCUCGCUCUCUGCCUGCUCCCAGGGGGCGGGGCGGAGAGCGAGGGGCUCGCCAGGCCCAACUGUCAGCCGCCGCCCGACUGGAGGAUCGGGGCGGAGGAGCCCAUGAGGGCGGCGACGGGCCGGGUGACGGUGGUGGCCCUUUUGCAGGCCAGCUGACUGUUCUGCUUGGCCCAGGCGUCCAGAAUGGACAGCCUACGCCUGCAGAUGGAGAGUCAGGGUUUGAGGGAUGUGACCUACAUGGUCGUCAACCAUCAGGGGGCGCAAGCGCAGGAGCUGCACCCCAUGCUGGAGGAGCGGAUGUCGGCCAACAUCGCGCUCUACAAACAGCAAGAGGACCAGCCGGACGUGUGGCGGCUGCUGAACGGGGGCAAAGACGACUUUUUCAUCUACGACAGAUGCGGACGCCUUACACAUCAGAUUUCUCUUCCAUAUUCCAUCAUUAGCCAAGGCCACAUUGAGGGUGCCAUCAUGGAAACCUACUGCAAGCGCUUAUGUGGGGCUUGUACAUACGAGAGUGCUGAAAUCCCACCAGAGUGUCAAGGAACUCCAGAAGCGAGUCCCGAUGCUGACCCGGCACCAGACGUAGAACCAGGAGAGCACGGUCACCACCACGGCCAUCACGGGCAUCACGGGCAUCACGGGGAACACGGGCAUCACGGGCAUCACGGGGAACACGGGCAUCACGGGCAUCACGGGCAUCACCAGCAUCAUGCGCACCACGCACACGACCCCAGUAUGGGUCAUCACCACGGAAAUUAUGACGCGCAAAGACAAAGUCACCACAGUUUAGGGCAACGGGCUCACCAGGGUCACUUCCAGGUAGCGCCCCAGGAGGCGCAAGGGGCUCCGCCAAUGGAGCGGCCGUGAGCCCCCGAGAAGCCAAAGUGAAAUUCCAAGCACGGCUGACGUUGGCCCGCCGGUUCCGACGGCGCGGCCAGCUGAUGCUGACACUGACGGAGGUUGUUCACCGAGGCGGGCGAGACGGGCCUGUGACACUGCCAGGAGGCGCUACCCGCCACCUGUCGGUGACACGGGCCGGGCGACGAGCCCGACGGCGUCAGCGAGACCUGACAGUGCCGCCCGCCGCCCGCCGACUGACAGCCGUCUCAGCCGGAGCGGUGAGCCUGACCCCCGGGGGUCACGAGCUGAGAAUGAGGCCAGCUGUAAAGCUGGCCGCCAUGUCAUUCUCGCGUAGCAACACCGGCUCACGUCUCCCGUUGUCCAGAUAGGUCGCCGUGUUCCCGAAUCAGCGUUUCCCCCCCUUUUGGACCUCUCCAUCUUUUAUGAAAUCAGGCGCACAAACUACGCUCUAGUGGCGUCUGGGUGAAACCGGGAUGGCGGGGUUGAGGAGACGAGUCGUUGGGGAACAAGGCGGACUGACGUUUUUUGAAAAAAAAUUCACAUCAGGCACCCCAAAACAAUGAAAAACCUUAGCCUAGCCAAGGACAAAAUAAACAUUUUAUUAAAAUAAUCCAACUAACAAAAAUGUAAAAAAAAAAAAAAUUUUCAAAAAAUUACCUAUUUGCUCGCUCUCCAUGAUGCCCUCUUUCAUACAAAAAAUAAAAAACACAUUGAAACACGAGAUAUUUAAAAAGAAAGACGGUACAUAGAGAGUGCCACCACGCUAAUGCCGCACUAACGCUAGCGCCGCGCUAACAGGGCUAGUAAAAAACAAAAACGGUACAAAUCACUGAGACUCGGCAGUAACACGCUAGCGCAUCGCUAACAGGGCCGGACUGGUAAAAGUCCCUUCCUGAGGACACAUAUUCCACCGGUCUCACUCUUACCUUUUCCGCUGGAGGGCCCCCUUGUGGCCGUCAGAAAAAAAUGCCCAAAUCACCCGUAUGACCGCAUAAACCGCAGGGUUGAGAGCGGAAAUUACGGUACUACUUUUUGAUGACACGAGGCUUUGGUGGCAUCUUUUGGAAUCCUGUGGUGCGUUUCAGUAAUCGCACAAUAACAGCAAAUAGGUGAGUUUUUCAGUGAGUAACACAGUAAGUUCUACGGGGAAAAAAUCUGGCUAAACUUUUCAAAAGCGUGCCUCGCAGUGGAGAUGCGUCACCUCGAUAUACUUCCAAGAUGGCGACAACGCAUUCUCAAAUAGAAGCAGGACUACUUUUCUGAAAUUAGGGCGACGGUACUUCCCGAAAAGUGACUUCGAAUGUCCGUCUGAAUUGCGCAAUGCGCUCUUUGCGUACUUUUCUUCCAAAAUCCAAUCAUCUGUCAGCCAUUUAUUUGCUAUUAUAAAGUUAUACGAUGAGUUGGAAAUGUCAUGCAAUUUUCCAAUUUUAAGAGGGGUUUCAAUUGAAAGGUUUUAAAAAAAAAAUUGUGCUAGUUGAAUGCCUGUACACAGGUUAAUUAUGUACCGUACCUAGUGCCAUCUAGUGGAAGAGAGUUUAAUUGUUCUGCUUGUCACUGUACACAAAAUUUGGUUGGGAAUCACGAUCUGAGCAUGUGGGGGAGGAGAAUGCAGUUCAAACAGUAAAAAAUGGAUCCAGUGUGAGGAGGUUUAGCAUCAGAAGCUAAUCUUCAAACCUGGAUGUGCUGAGGGAGAUUUAUUCCCAUGUUGGUCGCAGUAUUAAUCAAAAUUUCCACGACUUUUAAUUUUGCUCUCACUCGCAUCACAGGCCUUUUCUUGGCUUUGGCUGCAAUCGCAUAUCUUUUUUUAAAUUUUUUUUUUUCCUUUUUCCUUGUACUAGAUAUACUUGCAAAUUGCACACAUGUAAACAAAGGCGUCCAGCCUCCGCUGCCCCAAAGAGAAAGUGAUCGACUGACUUUUUGUAAUACACGCUGUGCUUCAUGAAGGUUUCCGCGGGAAGGCAAAAUGUCACCCGGAAAGCUGAUGCCCGCGCGGUCGAGUGUAUCGAAAAGGCGAGUGUGCGCGUGUGAAUUGUACGUGAAAGGGCAAGUGGAAUAAAACUUUGAUUGCAUGGC